UACACCUUUAAGACGUCGACACUGCGAAUUGGGAGUGGGCAUAUGUUCGACAGUAAAAUCACAACACUUCGCAAUGGGAAAACUGUGAAGAGGACCCUCUGCGCUGACCACUAGUUAUAGAAAAGGUUUGAAAUAAUGUGCACCAAAAGGCUAUAUUGCCAUAAUAACUAUGUCUGAAAAGUGAUACGGAAACCAUUAAAUGCAUGUGGGAUGAGGUUUGCGCAAUGGACGCACAAGGGUCUUGGUCUGCCCAGCGACAACGAUAUUUAUCUCAUCGACACAAAAAAUAUCUGCCGGUAUCCUGCAUGUUGUACUGUUGUGGAAGCAAGGACAAGGAGAAGCAGCGCCCGGACGCUGCAGAGGUGUUGAGAAUUCUAGAGACAGAGACAGAGAAAAACCGAAAGAGCCAAGAAAGCGCACCUCAACCACUGGACAUGUACGGAAUAGCGGCAAUACCCGAGCUUCUACCACCCUCUGGCGUCCUCCAGCCCAGCUCAGUAAUCCCACUCGAGUCGGGUGAGGUGCCUGGUUUGUGGAACGGAUUCAACAGGGGUGUGCUGAGUUUUGACUCCCCCCAGCGGAGACGAGGCCAACGGGCCCCGAAGUUAGGGCAAAUAGGACGGUCGAAGAGAGUGGUUAUAGAGGAUGACGACUUGGAUGAUGUCAUGAAACACAAUGGCCUCCCCAUAUCAAUCAAUAUCUCUCCUGUUGCCUGAACAACUCUGAUAGUGUCCAGACCUCAAAAGGUUAUUGUGCUCAUUUGUGAAAUUCUGAAGUGUGUACCACUUGUUUCUGGACAAUGUCCAAUUCAGGUGCCCAUUGCAAAGUUUACAAUAGUAGCAUGCGCAUCACAUGUAGUUUAGCUCUUCCUGGACACAGGAAGGUCUGUCCCAAGGAAAUAGAAGUAAAAAAAAACAGUGCAUCUUUGCUUCAGCUGCUGUUCUGGUGUUGAAGGGGGGACUUUGUGUCCUGAGGAGAGGGGAGCAAUUAGGAUAGAUUUGGGUCUGGACAGGCUGAAACAUAAGCACACAAGAGAAGGCCCUACCCAUCAAGACCUGCCCCUUCAAAAUGAGGGGACCUGUUUGUUUGUUGUUCAGUCUUUAGUGUCUAUAUUUUAAACACUCCAUCCAAGAUGUUAUUUUAAUUUGUGUCAAUCCAACCUAUAUCUAAUUGAGAAAACAGCUACUCAUAGUGCUGGGCAGUGUUUUCACAAUAUUAUUUAUUUUACAUUAUGUACGCUUUUUUCAGUGUUUCACAUAUGUUGACAACACUUAUUUUAGUUUUUGACAGUUGACAACACUGUCUCGUUUUGGUGCAAACUAAUUGUAAAAUUUGUUGUAAAACGUGUUAGAUAAACUGAAGGCUUUAAUUUGCCAUUGUAACAUGUCACAAUCAUUGUCUUAGGAUAACAUAUGUUGUACUGUAUGUUACUUUUACCCCUGAGUUGCUAGACAAAAAGAGUUCCCACUGUGAACUAUUUAUGGAACUUUAUGUAUCUCUGCAUCAAGGUGUAAUAUACCAUUUUUUU
Molecule: messenger RNA, 1528 nt
Organism: Oncorhynchus keta (chum salmon)
Lineage: Eukaryota; Metazoa; Chordata; Actinopteri; Salmoniformes; Salmonidae
Exons: 3
Coding region: 204-716 (170 amino acids)
Biological process (GO): negative regulation of protein kinase activity
Molecular function (GO): protein kinase binding; calcium-dependent protein kinase inhibitor activity
Source: RefSeq, a predicted model, not a curated record